CUAGUACCUCAAGAAUGAAGUGAAAUAUCUCCUGAGAAAAUAAAUAUUUAACAGUGCUGCCUCGAUUUAUAAUAAUUUUUGUUUUGAUAUUGUGAUUCAGGGAUUUGCUAUAGAUUUGUAUACAGAAUCUUUGAUAGUGCAAACUUGAUAGACGCUGUCGACAUGGAGGAUAGCUGCCGUAUUUGCUGUAAAUCGGAUCCUUUUGAACCAGUUCGACUGAAUUCAUGGUCCGAUAUUCUGGAGUCUACCAUAUCUGAUAUGUUUAUGUACUGCACUCAACUGGAGGUGUCCACUGAAGAUCAAUUACCACAGCAGAUUUGCAGUCAAUGCUUAGGGAAUCUUACGGUGGCAUUUGAAUUUCGAAAACUAUGCCGCCAAUCGGAUGCUGCACUCCGGGGGCUAAUUCGGAAUAAGAAACCUUUGAAUCAUCCAACUGUUACUAUACCAUUUACAUCAACACAGAAAUAUGGGCAAUCCUCAAUACAUCUUUUGUCGGAUAAGGCAUCCACAGAAGAGUUACCGUGUUCUACUAUUCCCUUGGAAUCGGAGUUAGAACUAUCAGGAAAUAAUUUACCGAACACAUCGGAAGCGAACAUGCUUGUAUACCAUUGUUGCAUUACCCGAUGCAAAUGGAAAACCAAGGAAUACAACAAGCUGAGAGAGCACGCCGUCAAAAUUCACAGGGCCAAAAGAGCCGGGAACGAGCUGGGAAGGCAUGCGAAUCACCGUUUUACUUGCUCAAUCUGCAUGUGCGGAUUCAGCAGCCGAACGCAGUGGAAAAUUCAUCAGGGGUUUAUCCAUGGAAAUCAAAGACUGUACAAAUGCACUACAUGUGGCGAAUCAUUCGUUUCUGAUGAGCAAUUGACCACGCAUGACGCCGUUGGAUGCCAGGUAGACGCUAACAGGCCAAAUAAAGCAAACAACGAAAACGUAGACAUAUCGAUUGAAGCUAAUCUGAUUCGGAGGAUACUGGAUACCAAUGAGUCGGACAGUCUCUUGCGUAUCAGCUCGGAAGAGCAAAAAAUAGUACAAAAUGGAAAAUUACUUAGUCGAUUGAACAAAAAUGAGUUGAGGCACUUAUUGAAACAAAUCAGAUUGUAUUUUGUCUGCGAAAAUUGCAGCUUCAAAGCGAAAAACAUACAUCUUAUACGAACCCACUUGGCAAUUGGAAAGUGUGCGCAAGGGUACUACUCCGCCUUAGGAUUUUGCCAAGUGUCUAUGCGCAAAAUACAGCGCAUGGAAUGCGAGACAUGCGGCUACCAAUGUAUUAACACCAGCAAUGUUCGGCGACACCAAGAAAAGAAUAAUCAUUAUGGGAUACGGCGAUCGGUCAUAGCCCGUCCGAUAGCGAUGAGAAACCUUCCAUGUGAAUAUUGCGGUAAAGUGUUGACAACUGCGGGUAAUCGAAAAGCUCAUAUAAGAAGAUGCUCACGCACUAUUUUUAAAAAAGAAACUAAAAAUCAUCCAUCGGAAGUCGCUGAUACUGUUCCAAAACAUACUCACGAACGUGACGACAAUCGAGAACGUGGUAUUAGCAGGUGCUUGAGGACUACUAGUGAGAAUGAGGACCUUAGCCAUUCAUCUUUAUCUACGACGAAAGGCCGAAAUAAAAGUUCAACCAAUAUACUUGAAGGACAUUGCUUGUCAAAUGAAUACGAUGAUCAUCAGACGGAGGAACCAGUCGUAUCGGAAAUCAAAAUUGAAGAAUUUGAUGCAUUGGACAUUUUCAAUGAAUCUACCAAUGGAGGAGAAUCGGAAAUGGAACCAGAGACAACCCAUCCCUCUCCUGUCUUGCAGGGGGAACAUGUAUCGAAUGACGAACCGAGAUCAUGCAUGAUUUGCGGCUAUAGUACCAACAAAGUAAGCAACCUGAAACGACACUUUCCAAGAUGCAUUAAGAAAGUUCCGGCCGAUCAGUCGAUUUACUUUCGUUCGAUGAUAGAACGCGAGUUGGCCAGCAGACGUAAGAAGGCAUUACCGCGCUCGUGUGACAUUUGCGGAUAUUCCAGCAAGAAAAUCGGAAAUUUGAAUCGACACGUAAAAAGAUGCGUGGAGAAGGUUAGGCUGAAAUAAAAUGUCGAAAAACGAA
Molecule: messenger RNA, 2089 nt
Organism: Armigeres subalbatus
Lineage: Eukaryota; Metazoa; Arthropoda; Insecta; Diptera; Culicidae
Product: zinc finger protein 708-like
Exons: 4
Coding region: 163-2073 (636 amino acids)
Biological process (GO): regulation of transcription by RNA polymerase II
Cellular component (GO): nucleus; chromosome
Molecular function (GO): zinc ion binding; chromatin insulator sequence binding
Source: RefSeq, a predicted model, not a curated record